AGAUCUUCAUUUCCGGCUUACUCUAACACUUCCUUUUUUCUUUCCCAACCCAGACGGUUUGGUGCAACAGUUUUUGGUCGUGUCUAUCUGGACUCAUCCAACACUACAACCGUCAUUUUAGUUCUAUAAAAUGCCUCCCAAAUUCGAUCCAGGAGCAACAUUCACAGGUAGAAUAAUUUUACAUACCGCUAGGUCCCCAUUAAUUUAUAAAUAAUGCGGCGAGGUAACCCACCUAUUCAGCACGUCUUGAUGUUGCUGGGUAUCAUUUGGUAAGCUUUAAAUUUUUGUUAUUCAUGGCGUUUGCUGUUAAGUAUGUUUUAUGGUAAAUUUUUAUUUUAGCGUCUAUAAUUGACAACUCAUUCCUGACGGCAGGGGUACUUCAGUACUUAAUUAAUAAUUUGUAUGCCCCAGGAAGGGAAGUAAAUCCGUUUUGCAAUUGAUAUAAAUUUGUAAAAUAUGUUUUAAGCUGCCAAAUAUUAAUGUAGGAUAAUCCAGAAAUAAAGAGGGUUUAUUAAAAAUAUAAUAUUAACAUUGGAGAAAUGACCAAAAAAUUGAACUGUCACCUCUGACAAAUAUGCUAGAUAAAAUAUUUGAAAAUAAAGACAGGACAGGUGUGUCAAAAUGCGCCAGGAUGCAUUUAGAUGAUCUGUCAAAAUUGCUGAAGAACACAUUUUCAUUUAGCAGUUGCAACCAUUGAGAAUAAAUUUAAGUUCAAACUUGUGUAAUUUGCCACUUGAGCGUCGGCCAAGAAAAAAUCCAGCUGUUCCGGUUUGAAGGGCUAUUUAACUCAUUCCCUCCUGCAAUGCUUCUUCCGUAUUUAAUUUAUUUGCCUGAGAAAGGAAGUAACCCCGUUUUUAAAUUGUUUACAUUUUUUAAAUAUGUAUUUAAGCUACUAAAUAUUAAUGUUAAUGAAUUAAGAAUAAAUGCAACAAAAAAUGAAUAAGGUUUAAUAUAAAAAUAACAUUAGCGGUGAAAAAAUAACGAACAAUGGCCAAAAAAUCGAUUUUCGGCACCUCGGACGAACACAUGCUACAUAUAGACGCGCCGUACUAAAGCACACGUAGUUUUAAAGUGAAACAAGAUAAAAACUUCCGGUUUUUAAAUUAAAAUCACGCAAUUGAGAGAUUUCAUUGCUAUUUUUAAAUACAUAGAGAUGUGUGUUGCUAUGCGCAGGGGCGCAUUUGGUCGCAUCCGGCGAAACCCGUAAAAGACGCAUUUAGUCGCAAACGUCGGGAAUGAGUUAAACAAUUAUUUUUAUUUUGUUUUUACGACGUUGUACAUAUUCAUUCCAGCACACAUACAGUAGAACAAAUAACACAAGACAAUUUUAAAAAUAGAAAAUGUAAAACAAUUUAAUAAAAAAUAAAAAUUAAAAUAGAAGAAAUCAAACAAUGUAAUGUUUAAAAAUGACAUUAUGCAUAGUUCUCCCCCAAGGCGAGAAUGAAGUUCUGGAAAAUAUCAUUUGGGGGAGAACUAUGCAUAAUGUCAUUUUUACACAUUGUUUGAUUUCUUCUAUUUUAAUUUUUUUUUUAAAAUUCGUUUUACAUUUUUUAAAAUUUUCUUGUGUUAUUUGUUCUACUGUAUAUGUGCUGGAAUGAAUAUGUACGUCGUAAAAACAAGAUAAGAAUAAUUGUUUAAAUAGCCCUUCAAACCGGAACAGCUGGAUUUUUUCUUGGCCAUCGCUCAAGUGGUAAAUUACCCAAACUUGUUUAUUUAUUUAGGUCCCAUUGGGUUUUAAAUUAAUUAAAAUACUUUGCAGUGAUUGAAUGAAAUACCGGUACUAAACUAAGAAUAAACUAUCACGCUGUAGCCUUCGAGAUAUUUGUUGGCCACACAAAGACAAAGCUGGCUUCUGUCAUAAAGUUCAUAAACUAAAGGUGCCUGAGACACUUUUUUAUCAUUUGGCAAACUUAACUCCAACUGUGUUCUGUGGUUGACCCAGCAACAAUAGGUCAAAUGAUUAUGUCAUGCCUAGUUUGUAGAACUUGAAGCAAUUAUCCUCAUCUGUUCUUUUCUCUAGUUUACUGCAGAGCAGUUGGAGGUGAAGUACCAGCUACUUCUUCACUUGCCCCUAAGAUUGGUCCAUUGGGCUUGGUAUGUAGACAGACAUUCAGUCUUUAUUAAUUGCAAUAGUCACUUGUGUAUUUUAAAAAUUUUAUAUAUGAAUACCUGAUAAAUGUUUGCCCUAAUUGUUAGCCUUGGAAUUUAGAUCUCUUCUAGAAUGCUACCCUGGUAUUUUAGUAACUUUUUGAAACUUCUUUUACAGUCUCCAAAGAAGGUUGGUGAUGACAUUCAGAAGGGUACAGCUGACUGGAAAGGUCUGAAGAUUACAGUGAAGCUUGUGGUUCAAAACAGACAGGCUAAGGUUGAGGUUGUACCUAGUGCAGCAGCCCUCAUUAUUCGUGCUCUGAAAGAGCCACCCCGUGAUAGGAAAAAGGUUAAGCAUGGUAGGUUAUGAUAUUUUGUGUAGAAUGUUAUGAUAAACUUUUAUAAUUUAUUUUCCCAACAAGUGCAAUGUUAUUUACAUUUUCAAGUGUUCAAAGUUGACCGGGGAGGGUUGUAAUAACCCUGAAAUAAUUUAUCACUAGCAGAAAAAGUACAUGCUGCUAGCACUAGUGGUCUAUGGUUAUUCCUUUGACUUUUAAAAAUCCAGAGACAGUCAAAUUCAGAUAAUUUAAAGGGUACCGGUACUGGGUAUUCUCUAAAUACGUUUUUUUAAUUAUUACAAAAUUUAUAAUUCAUUUAUAUUUAAUGUCGACAUUGCUUGUUCUGUUUUUUCUUCUUUAAAAAAAUGAACCAUCAAUUUUAAAGUGUAGUUAUGCACCUUUGCUUAGAGGCAGGGCGGCAAGUUUUCAUAAGGUUAUUCAGGAGUCAGUUUCUGAACAUUUUUGUAGUCUUGCUCUUUACAACUAAUCCUAGAGCUGUUAGAAUUCUUUCAUUUAUGCUAUUUAUUCAUUAGCGAUGAAGUUUCUUUAUGGUCUAAUUAAUAUCCUUUCUCAAUUAAAAAAAUAGUAAAGCACAAUGGCAACUUGACAAUUGACGACAUUAUCAAGAUUGCAAAACAGAUGCGAUCACGUAGUAUGGCCAGGGCACUGUCUGGUACUGUUAAAGAGGUUCUUGGUGAGUUAAAAAUAUUUUUACAUUAUUUUAUUUCUGAAUAUAAAUUUCAUUUCUGAGAUUCAUUCAUCCAUGCCACUAAAGAAUACAAUGUAUAUACAUAGUCUGUGCCAUGUUUGAAAGAUAUAUUUAUGUACCAUACUACAGUAGGCCUAUACUACCAUUUAUAUUAAAUAUACUAACUAAAGUAUUUUUCCUCAAACAGGAACUGCUCAGUCUAUUGGCUGCACGAUCGACAAACUGCCUCCACAUUCAGUCAUUGAGAAAAUAGAUAGUGGAGAAAUUGAGGUUCCUGAUGAGUAAAUGAAAAUAAAAUGUUAAAACUUG
This is a messenger RNA of Lymnaea stagnalis (great pond snail), 3444 nucleotides long. Lineage: Eukaryota; Metazoa; Mollusca; Gastropoda; Lymnaeidae. The record is from the annotation of a GenBank genome assembly.